This is a messenger RNA of Scheffersomyces stipitis CBS 6054, 1281 nucleotides long. RefSeq lists its product as uncharacterized. Bases 1 to 1281 code for a protein of 426 amino acids. The record is from RefSeq and is a predicted model, not a curated record. The transcript has a single exon. Lineage: Eukaryota; Fungi; Ascomycota; Pichiomycetes; Serinales; Debaryomycetaceae.
AUGGUAGCGGAGCCAGUUCAAGCAACGCUUGAGACUUUGAGCUAUUUCUACAGGAAGUCGUCAGACUUCCUUUCUUCACUGCAGGAGAAAUUGUUUGAAGGCAACUCGUUAGAUAAGCUCACCAGUCUAUAUCCCUUUGACAUAGCCAACGAUGACAGUCUAGUCAGUAUCACAAGAGGUCGAAGCCAGACAUCGUGGCUCAGUAGAUGUUUUGACCAGAAAUGGAAGAGUUUGACCAUUUUGACUAUUGGUCUAGGCACUGUAGGCUCCAUUUGGUACUACCAUAAGAAUUAUGGAUCACAGUCCAUAUCUUCACGUACUCAUAAACAGAACCAUAGCAGUGUCAAUACAAGGAGAGUUCCAAAACUUUCCAAUGGUGCCAGGCGAGACAUAGUACUAGUUGUUGGUUCUCCUACCGAACCUUUAACUAGACUUAUAGCUCUUGAUUUUGAGAAAAGAGGCUUCAUUGUAUAUUUGACCAUUCUCGAUGAAAAAGACUUCAAGUACGUCGAAUCGAACCCCAUAACAGAUGAUAUCAACUACUUGAACUUGAACGAUACUUUAAGCUAUGAAUCACAAUUGAGCAAGUUCCAGCAGUUGUUGGAGUUACCUGUAAUUCCAUUCCCUGGAGCUGAGCCUCAUAACUUACGAUUGGUAGGAGUCGUAUUUGCUCCUAGUCUUUUUUUCCCUAUUGGUCCCAUAGAAAACAUCACCGUAGCCACUUGGACAAAGUUCACUGAUAGGGAGUUGCUCUACCUCAAGUUGUUCUCUUCUGGAUUGAUAAGUCUAAUCAGAAACCAGCAGAGUAAAACAAUUUUGAUUAGCACCAAUAUCGUCAGUUCCUUGGAGAUCCCCUACCAUGCUCCAGAGACAUUGUUCCAGAAUCACUUGAAACAUUUGUUCACUACUUUGACAAGGGAAGUCCGCCAGCAUGGGUUGUCUGUAACCCAGGUAAGGUUGGGAAAUUUACACCUCUCAAACCAACGUAGCAAUUCUGGCUCGCGAAUCGCCAAUCUCGUAAACUCAGAGAUUAGAAGCUGGGAUGAAGAUAUGAGGUCCUUGUAUGCUGAUAGUUUUUCCAAAGCCCAGUAUAAGGCUAACCCUAUCAAAUCUACUGGGGGAAGAGGUACGAGCCUUCGAGAAUUGUACCAUAUUUUGUUUGACUUGCUCUAUUCCAAGGGAAGAAGUCCCGGAAUAGUGUACUGUGGAACUGGAGCAAGAGCGUAUGCCAUCAUUUCCAAGUUAUUGCCAGAGUCCUGGUUGGAAUGGAUCUUGAGAUAG